Molecule: messenger RNA, 1014 nt
Organism: Triplophysa rosa
Lineage: Eukaryota; Metazoa; Chordata; Actinopteri; Cypriniformes; Nemacheilidae
Gene: glrx2
Product: glutaredoxin 2
Exons: 4
Coding region: 184-672 (162 amino acids)
Source: RefSeq, a predicted model, not a curated record
AUAUCUGCCAUUUAACGUUAAUCUUGAGAAAAUCGGGACAGCUGUUAAAUCAUUGUUUAAAAGGUCAUUGAGGUUUAAAUCCCCUGUGAUCUGAUCGGCUUACAGUCUAGCUGUUGAGUUUUCAGUUAUCUGCUUCACUUCCAGUAGCUUUAGCCAGAACCAGACAGUAGAUGUUGUUGGAAAAUGCCUGAUUUAAAUAGCCAGCCUCAUUCUUUUUUAUCCGCAUUAACUGCAUUCGCAUUCCUUGUAUCUUCGUCAUGUCUUCUGUACAAACCAGUGAUCAUCACAAGAAUGGGGAACUUCACAUCCUCUGCUCCUGGGUUGUCAAGCUCGGCGUGUACUCAGUUUGUUCAGGAGGUUGUCUCGAAGAACUGUGUUGUGAUAUUCUCCAAGACCACAUGUCCUUACUGUAAGAUGGCUAAGAAUGUAUUUAAUGAGAUUGGGGCUUCAUAUAAAGUCAUUGAACUGGAUGAGCACAACGAUGGUCGACACCUUCAGGAGACUUUGGCGCAAAUGACAGGUGCCAGAACAGUGCCAAGGGUCUUUGUUAAUGGGCGGUGCAUUGGAGGGGGAUCAGAUACAAAACAGCUUCACCAGCAAGGGAGACUUCUGCCACUCAUUGAACAGUGCUGUGAAGGCUCUGGAAAUAGCCAACCUCUGUCAACUCUGUAAUUAGGUUUUUGGCAUGGUUAUACACAAGUUUUGUUGAAAUGUACUGUAUUGCUGCUAUGGUACAAAUAGCAUCUGCCUAAGUGUUCUGGUUAACUGACAUAAUUGAGUAUGUAUAUAUUAUUGUUUUUUCAUGUUAUAAAUGUCCCACACUAGUCAGCUAAAAUACACUCCUGCUGUUUGUUCUGCUGUAAAAACUAAACUUCAAAUGUGCUUCAAAAGAUACGUUUGGUAGCCUACUGUAUUUUAGCUGAUUUGGACAUUUUUUUAACAGGAGCUACAUAGUUCUACCUCACCACUCUUUUGUGUACAGAAAUAUUUUAAUUAAAGUCUUUUAAAAAAACU